AUGGUUUCGAGCGUCAUCUACGACACGGUGGUGUCCGUCAUCCCACCACACAUCAAGGCACAGACUCCGGUCCACCUGCUGGCAUGGAUUCCGGGCAAGUCGCCGAUCUCGACGCUGCCAUCCCUGGUGGCGGCCGUCGUCACCUACCUCGCCGUCAUCUUCGGCGGUCGGGCACUCAUGAAGAACCGCGCUCCUCUCACCACAAGCAUCAAGCUGCCCUUUCUGGUGCACAACUUGGCGCUCACGUUCGGUUCGGGUCUGCUGCUCGCGCUGAUGCUCGAGGAGAUCAUCCCCAUCGUCCGUCGCAACGGCAUCUUCUACGGCAUCUGCGGUGAGGGCGCGUGGACCAUGAAGCUCGAGACGUACUACAUGAUCAACUACUACUUCAAGUACUGGGAGCUCAUCGACACGGUCUUCCUCGUCCUCAAGAAGAAGCCUCUUCAGUUCCUGCACGUCUACCAUCACUCGGCUACCGCUGUGCUGUGCUUCUCGCAGCUCCACGGCAAGACGUCGGUCUCGUGGGUCGUCAUCUGCCUCAACCUGGCCGUGCACGUGCUGAUGUACUUCUACUACGCGCUCACGUCACUCAAGAUCCCGUGCCCCUGGAAGAAGUCGGUUACUACUGCGCAAAUCACCCAAUUCGUAGUGGAUUUGUUCGUCGUCUAUUUCGCCUCGUACAACUAUUUCGCCUACACAUAUUUCCCCAGCGCUCCUCAUUGGGGAACUUGCGCCGGUAAGGAGCAUGCGGCCUUCUCGGGCAUCAUCUGCUUGACCAGCUACUUGUUCCUGUUCAUCGCCUUCUACCAGAGGACGUAUGCCAAGGACAAGGCUCGCAAGGCCGCCGCUGCCAAGCAGAACGGAAAGGCGAAUGGCAAGGUCAACGGAAAAGUCAACGGCAAGUCUCAUUAA
Molecule: messenger RNA, 909 nt
Organism: Pseudozyma hubeiensis SY62
Lineage: Eukaryota; Fungi; Basidiomycota; Ustilaginomycetes; Ustilaginales; Ustilaginaceae
Product: likely fatty acid elongase
Exons: 1
Coding region: 1-909 (302 amino acids)
Biological process (GO): very long-chain fatty acid biosynthetic process; fatty acid elongation, monounsaturated fatty acid; fatty acid elongation, polyunsaturated fatty acid
Cellular component (GO): endoplasmic reticulum membrane
Molecular function (GO): fatty acid elongase activity
Source: RefSeq, a predicted model, not a curated record